Molecule: messenger RNA, 1191 nt
Organism: Macroventuria anomochaeta
Lineage: Eukaryota; Fungi; Ascomycota; Dothideomycetes; Pleosporales; Didymellaceae
Exons: 1
Coding region: 1-1191 (396 amino acids)
Source: RefSeq, a predicted model, not a curated record
AUGGGCCAACACCACUCAUCUGCUUGCUCAGCGCCAGCCCAUGCCCCUCAGGCACCCGCCCCUAAUCAUGCACCGCGUCCCAUUGCGCCGAUCCGGCGCAGGAGCAGCUCCAGCGGCAUUGUGACAAGUCAAGCUAUCUUCCUGACCAAUCUGGCACGCACCGAUCCGCGUCAACUCAAAGCGCACGAAGCCCUCUACCAUGACGCAUAUUAUCGUGAGAAUGCGAAAGAAACCCCCGACUUUGCUUUGCUUAAGAAGUGGUACUUAGCGUACUUUCUCAAACAGAAGGGACAGCCACUGAACACUGAGCAGCGAGUAAUGCUGGAGAGCGGUGAUCCCAGCGACAAUGGUGGGAAGCGAGCUGGUACAGCGCAGUCGUUGGGUAGGGUAGAUGAGUUGUUUGGUGAGUAUUUCCAAGCUGCGAAAAUAGAGAACGACGCGGAACGGACACGAAAAACGUCGCUACAGCCGAUUGCACCAAUAGAGGAUGCAGACGUUCAGGCUUCGCAGGCCAAUUCGCAGACACUGAGCCAGCAUUUCCCGACACCGGUACUGCAGGCACAGUCGUUAACGCCAGCUAGCGCACAGCCUUUCAACGAAUUUUUCGAAGAGACAGUUGCAGCACGAACAGUGAGCCUUGAGGAGAAAGCUGUGUCGAAUAUACGUUUUGAGAUCUGGGAUCGUGAUACCAUAGACAGCGGGCUCGAUCGCAUUCUGGCCACAGGGUCCAUCUACCAAGCACAGUCUGCGACGCAAAUAGCAGAGCCGGUACCCCAGGGGAUGGCAGCGCUGCGGUCUGGAAUUUCUUACCUGAGCUCGCUGCCGCAGUCAUUGGCCACGGGCAAUGAAGCUGUAGACGACGAGAUGCAGAAGUUACUGGAGUAUGCUUACCAGACAGAUCGCACGACAUUGCAAAAUACUCCAGAAGACGAGCAACUCCUACGCCAGACCACUGAGGAGUCUAAGGCGGACUGGCAGCGGUAUUGCGACUUCUACGCUGACAGAGAGUCACAGGCAGUAGACGCACCACCUAUUGAAGAUCCGAUUGUCGGUGAGUUCGAUUUCAGCGACCCACUUAGCGAAGAACAACUAGCAGCAUUUGACUUUGAGGACCCUCCUGGGCAAGGGGUGUUCGCGCAGUCCGAUGUUCGAAUAGCUGCGGCGCAUGCUGCGAAUCUUGCUCGGCAUUGA